This is a messenger RNA of Metarhizium album ARSEF 1941, 237 nucleotides long. RefSeq lists its product as uncharacterized. Lineage: Eukaryota; Fungi; Ascomycota; Sordariomycetes; Hypocreales; Clavicipitaceae. The coding region runs from base 1 to 237 and encodes 78 amino acids. The record is from RefSeq and is a predicted model, not a curated record. The transcript has 2 exons.
AUGAUCGCUGUUACGGUGGUUCAGAUGAUGGGUACAGAAGACGAGACCGGAGCCCACGUCAUCGACCAAGACAGUUGGAUAAUCGAGAUCAUCACUACGAUGACAUGUACGACGAUGGGAACCGUGGUGAAGGCGGACAUCGGGGACGAGAAAGAUCUCGUAGUCCUUGCGGCGGCCAUUACAGAAGUCGAUCCCGGAGCCGGACGCGAGAUGCUGGGAAACCUACAGAUACAGUGA